Synchiropus splendidus (mandarinfish) is the source of this 2730-nucleotide messenger RNA. RefSeq names its product GTPase activating protein (SH3 domain) binding protein 1 (gene g3bp1). Lineage: Eukaryota; Metazoa; Chordata; Actinopteri; Syngnathiformes; Callionymidae. Bases 140 to 1621 code for a protein of 493 amino acids. Gene Ontology annotation, molecular function: mRNA binding. The record is from RefSeq and is a predicted model, not a curated record. Gene Ontology annotation, cellular component: cytosol; ribonucleoprotein complex. The transcript is spliced from 12 exons.
CGCAGCUGAACCCGGCAUCGGCGAGCACUCCAGCACGUUGUGAAGCCGCUGGCGACCGACGAGGUGAUUCAAAGAAAUCACUUUACUGAGCGACAUUUUUUGAUAAUUGACUCACUGACAUUUCCAGUUGACCAAAGAAAUGGUGAUGGAGAAGCCAAGUGCCCAGCUGGUCGGGCGGGAGUUUGUCCGACAGUACUACACACUCCUGAACCAGGCCCCCGACUACCUUCACAGGUUUUAUGGGAAGAACUCGUCUUACGUGCAUGGUGGUCUGGACAGCAACGGCAAACCAGUCGAGGCUGUUUAUGGACAAUCUGAGAUCCACAAGCGAGUGAUGGCCCUGAGUUUCCGGGAUUGUCACACCAAGAUCCGACAUGUGGACGCCCAUGCCACCCUGAACGAGGGCGUGGUGGUGCAGGUGAUGGGUGAGCUGUCCAACAACAUGCAGCCCAUGAGGAAGUUCAUGCAGACCUUUGUGUUGGCGCCUGAGGGGACUGUCGCGAACAAGUUCUACGUCCACAACGAUGUGUUCCGCUACCAGGAUGAGGUCUUCGGCGACUCUGACUCUGAGCCCCCCGAGGAAUCUGAGGACGAGGUGGAAGAGAUCGAGCCCCGGGUUCCCUCUCCCGACGUCACACAGGAAGAGUCAGCCCCGUACUAUGACCCGACACCCUGCUCUGAGCCUGUUCCUCCUGGUGACGACGAAGAAGCCGCUGCAGCGACUCCCGAGCCUGAGCCAGAGGUGGAGAAGGAAGCUGAAGCCCCAGUGGAUCUGAAGACCGAAACAAUGCUGGAUACACAAACCGAAACGCACACAGCUGAUGACCAGACAGAGAAAAGCCUCGCCCCAGCUGCCACAGAACCUGCCGCCGUGACCGAGCCUGCCCCCGCAGCCCCGGAGGAGAACAGGCCGUUCUCCUGGGCCUCCGUAACAAGCAAGAACCUGCCCCCUGGUGGAGUCGUCCCCGCUUCAGGAUUCCCACCACAUGUUGUUAAAGCUCCUCCCACAGCACCUCCCAGAGUGGAGGUGAAGUCAGAGUCCCAAACUGCAGCACAGCGACCACAGAGAGACCAGCGGCCGAGGGAACAGAGGCCUGGAGGUCCCCCACAGGUUCACCGAGGACCCCGGCCAGUUCGUGAAGGCGAACAGGGCGAGUCUGAAGGCCGAAGGGUGAUCCGUUACCCUGAUGCCCACCAGCUGUUUGUGGGCAACGUCCCUCAUGACGUGGACAAGACGGAACUCAAGGAGUUCUUUGAGCAGUACGGUACAGUUCUGGAGCUGAGAAUCAACAGUGGGGGGAAGCUUCCCAACUUCGGCUUUGUGGUGUUUGACGACUCUGAACCAGUGCAGAAGAUCCUCAGCAACAGGCCCAUCAAGUUCCGAGGCGACAUCCGUCUCAACGUCGAGGAGAAGAAAACCCGGUCAGCAAGGGAGGGCGACAGGCGGGACGUGAGGCCUCGUGGUCCCGGGGGGCCUGGCGGCCCCAGAGAGCGGAUAGGAGGUGGCGGGGGAGGAGCCCGAGGACCUCCCACGCGUGGGGGAAUGGCACAGAAACCCAGCUUCGGGUCUGGACGGGGCGCCGGGCCGAACGAGGGGCGCUAUUCUGCCCAGCGCCAGUGAGGCUCUGAGCUCCAAACCUGAGUUAGUUAACCGCGUCUGUUUAGUUUGCUUUUCCCGCAGCAGGGACAAACUUGAUUUCUGUAAAAUAUCCCCAGUACUUCACACACAGGAGGAAGCGAUUAUGAAUUUGGAGUUGUAUUUAGGGCUUUAACCCUAUGAUGGACUGACAAACCCGUCCAGGGUCUUCACCGCCUCUGUCAGCUGGGAUUGGCUCCAGCAAGCCUGACAUUUCUUUUCUCUUAGCGAGUGGAAAACAUUGGUACUCACCUAGACUGCCACUGCUCCUCGAUGUGUAGCCCUUUCCAAGGUCAAGUAUGUAGUCGGGAUUCAUGUCGGUAACUGACGCAGGUUUGGACGUUGCUGUCGAGUCGCACCAGCUCCUGCUGAAAUGAACAGCCAGUCCCAACACGGUGAAGACGGCUGCCUCCCCCCCUUCCCCCUCACCUGCUGCUUUUUGUUCUCCUACUGGAGGAAUCCAGAAUGUCGCUCCUCAUCUUCUCUUCGCUUUCUUCCUCCAUUCGUCUCCCUUUUUCUAUUCCACCAACACGUAUUAUCUGGACAUUUGUUUUUUUGUUUUUCAUGCUGAACUUGAAUUUAUUAAGAAGCUAAACACAAACACAUGAAAAAAGGGGUAAAUACUACUUGAAUUGGGGAUUAAAAAAACCCAGAAUUUAGGUUUUUUUGUUCGCGUUCUCUCACCCUGUUUCUUAAAGGAACGUGUACUUUACUGCUUGGGCAAUCCUGUGUAUUGCUGCCACCGUUGAGUCUAGCGAUGGAUCUGUCUUAUCUUUUUAUUCUACCAGACCAUUAGCUUGAACUGUAGUGGUUUUGUUUUGACUAAUGUUGCCGUGUAAUAUUUCCCCGACGCGUCCGAACAGAGCAUGUAUGAGAUCAUGUAAGGCUUCUACUUCUGAUGCAAUUCAUUUGUCACCCUAAAAAAAGCUCACCUGCCGAUGAGAGAACUAAAUUAAAAAAAGAAUAACUGUUUUAAAUUGUGCUGGUUUUGUGUCUUGUUACAUUCUCCAUCAAAUGAACAGCAGCCAGGUUCAUGUGUCCCAAACAGCAACAAUGAUUGUAAAGUACGUCUUUCUGUUGUCACCUGAAUAAAA